Molecule: messenger RNA, 870 nt
Organism: Solanum stenotomum
Lineage: Eukaryota; Viridiplantae; Streptophyta; Magnoliopsida; Solanales; Solanaceae
Exons: 3
Coding region: 69-785 (238 amino acids)
Source: RefSeq, a predicted model, not a curated record
ACUGAAGGGGGGUUUGAUAAAUUUUCUUUCAGAUCAGUAUCCGGGGCAGAUUGCAGAGUGGAGUACUCAUGGAUCAUACACCCUGUGAUUUUGUGAUUGAUCUUGAGAUGUGCAACAACACCAUUGAAGAAGCAGCAACUACUAAUCCUAUUUCCAUUGAUAAAAUAGGCAAGAGAUUUUUCAACAAUUUCUGUGAUGACGAACAACUUAUUAGACCUGAAAAUGGGUUCUGUAUGAUUAGCAAUGUAAAGGAUGACCAUGAGCUCACUCCCGAGAAUGUGAAGGUCAAGGGAUUAGUGGCUGAAAAUGGCGUAGAGAAGAAAAAUGUGAAUGAUAAGCGUAAAUCCGGUAGUGCUAAAAAGCCUCCUAGACCUCCAAGAGGAUUAUCUUUGGAUGCUGCUGAUCAGAAGCUUAUUAAAGAGAUCGCUGAACUCGCAAUGAUCAAACGUGUACGGAUUGAGAGAAUCAAGGCUUUGAAGAAAAUGAAAGCAGCAAAAGCAUCUUCAAAUUCUUCAUCAUCAUCAUCCACGAGCAGUGUCCUUGCCUUUCUCUUCACUGUCCUCUUCUUUCUCGUGCUGUGUUUUCAAGGGAUGUCCUCUGGAAGUUCAGCUGUGAUUUCUCAUGAUUCCCCUCAACCGAGUGGAUCAAGAUCGAAUAGCUUUAUUAUUCAACAAUACUAUGAUCUAUCCGCCAGAACUGCUGCUAAAAGUGCCGGGUCACCCAAUUUAGUUGAGCAGGUUUCUGGAUCAGAUCCUAGGGACAGCCCGAAAAGUGCUGCGACUUGAAGUGUAGUGUGAUUGGGGUGAAUUUUAGAUUAUGCAAAUAUGAAUAGUAACUGCCAACAUGUCUAUGAUUUUGUGCAAGCUCUCU